AUGAACUAUCUAAAGGAAGUGGUCAUACUACUAUUAGGCCCGUACCUGAUUCUGCUGUGCAGGAGAGUGUCAGGUGAUCAGAAAAAAAAGAGAUGUUUUUUAACAUUCUUUGUUGGUUUUGGACAGCUGGAGUUGCGCAAUGAGGGCAAAUUUGUGGUGCUAGAGGUAAACAACAAGGUAGAGCUUGUAGUCGGCCUCCAUUCUAAACUGGUGGAAGAUGACCUAACAGGAAAGAUACGUCUUGCUCUUGGUGGCAUGCUGGUGGACAAACAAAAGCUCUUCCAUCCAUUUGAGCCAGAAAUAGAUGCUUGUAUAAGAGGAGGGCAUUGGUUAAAUCUCAGCACUACCUGGGAUACAGACUCAACAUGGGAACCCCGGCCCUGCUUCUCCGAGAUCAAGAAAGGAAGCUAUUUUCCAGGAACUGGAGUGGCUAUGUUUAAUACAUCUGAUCUUCCUGGACUUAAGACAGAAGAGGCCGGUAUUACAGUGGAGAUCUUCGGAUCCUGGACUGGGACAACGUUAAGUCUCCAAAGCACAGGAUUUGAGUAUAUUUUGGAAGUGUUUGAUAAGAAUAAAGAUGUCAAGGAGGUGCAGUUGGGCCUGAAAGAGGGAUCGGAAAGUGUUGCCCUUCCCCGUGAACCUGAAACACUUACUUUCACCAUACUGAAACAUUCACUUGUGGUAAACAGCGUAACAGAGCUUGAAAAGGAAAGUCUGGACUUUUUCUCCAUGUGGAAAAAGGGGAUGCUACUGACUUUUGGGGGAGUGCCAGGCGACAGCGAGAAGGCAAAAAGUACACAUGACCUGCGUGGGUGUCUGGAGAAAAUCCUUGUCCAAGGCCAGGUCAUUGAUCUUGAUCGGGCAUUGUACAAACACACAGCGGUGUCAUCUCACAGCUGUCCUACAGAAGCAAUGAAUGAACUCACUUAAUAGAGAUACAAGGCAUUCAUCCUGGCAGGCUAAACUCUAAGAUUACCUUCAUGUUCCACACAUCUUAUAUCUGUCAUAGGUAGGCCUAUUUAAAAAUGCUCAAUGUUCAGUUGACCAAAAACCUCUAAAAAUGUACUGAAGGGCUGUUAU
Molecule: messenger RNA, 1080 nt
Organism: Sinocyclocheilus grahami
Lineage: Eukaryota; Metazoa; Chordata; Actinopteri; Cypriniformes; Cyprinidae
Product: sex hormone-binding globulin-like
Exons: 6
Coding region: 1-930 (309 amino acids)
Source: RefSeq, a predicted model, not a curated record